AUGAUGCACGUCGAAGAGGUUUAUGACCAGGCGCAGAAACCAGACUCAACAGCGGGCAUGAUGCGCUUCCUCGUGGGUCACUUCAUCGCGGUGGUCAACAAGAUCUUGCCCGACUUGCCCCCGCCGCAGCUUGCCCGGAUCCUGGAUAGCGACCCGAAUUACUUCAACGAUCCGACCUACGACGACGUCGUGGAAGGCAAGGAGCGCCGUGACGAGAGGGGCUCGAGCGACCGCUUCUCCAGAGUUCGCGGGGCGCACUUCCUGCCCUGGGCCCCAGAAGUCAAGGGGCACUUCCGCACCGAGUUCAACAAGUCUGCCGAUUUCGUCCGCGGCGAGGCCCGGGCGUCCAAGGGGGAUAACGAGGACAGCGGAUAUUCCGCCGUCCGGAAGGACAUGACGCGGACGCUCCAGUUCAUCCCGCCGAUCGACGCGGGAGAGAAAGUGGUGGGAUUCUUCUUGGGGAAGGCCGGCAAGAGUGAUAGCCAGGUACAGGAGAUGACUGGGGAGGAGAUUGUGGAAUGUUUGGGGAAGCACGCCCACGCGAACAUCGAUGCCCUCUUGGACAACUUGGACCCGUCCCACAUUCCCCCCGAGGUGACGCGGCCAUCAGUUGACGCCGCCGUGGCGUUGGGGGACUGGUUUGCCAAGAACUUCCAGAUGACGGUGCGCGCCAAGGAGGUAACUAAAGACUUCAUGGAGGCCCGCACGCGUUUCGCAUCCAAGCCGCCCCCCACCCUCGCGUCUGCGGAAUGGCUCGUAGGGCAUGAUAUCGUGUCUAAGGUGAACCCCAUGCUGACCUUGCAGCGCAUCGCCAGCAAUUGGAACGUCAAAGCUUUCGCGCAGAACCCCUUCACCACCGACGCCGGCAUCAGGGUUUUGCAGCUGGAUUACGUCAUUCUGACGCACAUGGGCUUCCUCCUCGUCGCAGACGGUCGCGUCGCUGUGGCUACGUACGCGGCCGACAGCGAAAGCUUCGUGAGAGCCGCCAACCGCAUGAUGAAGUGGGACCCCAGCGUCGUCCUCCGCGACCUGCGCGAGUUGGCGCCCGAGGGCGCUGCGGGCGCGCGCGAGGAGGGGGACCAGGGCGUGGCCGAUCAGAUCUGCCAAGGCUUGAAGGACAUGCUCGACGGCAGGCCGGUGGAUCUCGACCAGCUCCGCGCUCUGGAGGCCCCUCUCGUCGCCGAGGUGCGCGGCCAGAGCGUGCCAGCGUCGCAGGUGGGCGCCCCUCCGCCCGUGGGCCCGCCGAGCCAGCUUGGCCCUUCGGCCGCGACAGCGUCGGGGCUCACGCAAGCCGCGCCCCCGGCCGCAGACGAGGCAGCAGCAGGAGCUGGAGGCUCUCGCAAAAGGAUGCGCACUGAGGCCCCGCUGGCGGAGGACAGUUUCGAGGAGGAGCCUGGGCUCAAGAAGAGGAUCCUGGUGUCUAUCCUGAGCAGCGCUCAGAACCUGCGCACGGCUGCCAAGAACAAGUCCUCGUUCACAGGGGCCACCCCAGAGGUCAUCGAGAGUUCCACGCGCCUGAUGAUUCGGUUCGGCGACGCCGCUGGCUUCGGAACGCUCCAACACGGAGGGUCCGCGGUGCAAAUGCACCAGGUGCCUGCCGAGCACAAAUACGCUGUUUACCAGGAGCUCCAAUCACGCCUGGGCCUCGCGCCAAAAGGCACAAAGAAGAUGAAGGAUGCAAAUGAUGCUCGGGUGCCGUCGUCGGACUUCGACUUCGCAAACUUCAUGAGCAAGGCCUCCCUUCUGGGGGACAUCUUGAAGAACGCCGCCUUAGAUCGGCACGGCGCGCGAACGUGGUGGCGUUUCCGCUUCGGUGCCGCUCGCUGCACACAUGGUUGCGGCCUUGGUUUUUGA
Messenger RNA from Prorocentrum cordatum, 1854 nucleotides. The record is from the annotation of a GenBank genome assembly. NCBI's taxonomy places the organism in Eukaryota, Dinophyceae, Prorocentrales, Prorocentraceae.